AUGAGAAAUUACAGAACUCCUGGAGGACUUGAAGAUCGAGAGGGCGAAGAAGACACAUUCGAAAAUCCAUACGAAACGAAUCUGAACUUCAUUUACAACUUGAGCAGCAUUGACUUCGACCCACUAAUUUCAAAGCUUAAUCGUGAUUAUGGACACACUUGCUUGCUGGAUGACUUCAAAAAUACGUUGUUGUGGUGGACAUUUCCUAAUGGAACACUUAAAAAUAAGCACUUAAUGCUUAAAUCAAAAAUUGCCUUUAUGGAUCUGUCGCAUCAACAUACAUUCAAGGAUGAGGAAUUACUUAGGAAGCUUCGAAUACAUGGGGGAGACGACUUUGUCGUAUUUUCCGCAGCUCAUAAUAAUUUGUCCUAUGUGCCAUAUGACACCUUGUCUAGUAUGAGUUUGAGUCUGAAAUGCCUAACACUAUGCGGCAACAACUUCAAUCUUAACGCUGUGGAUCUCCAAAAUGAAGGUGACCUUCACACAACGACAUGGGCAACAUUUCCAUUCAUGGCGAACCUAAAUGAGUUAGAUGUAAGCAAUUGCAACAUACAACAUAUAACACGAUAUUCUUUUCGAAAUUUAACAAGCUUGAGAAGGCUAUACAUGUCGGGCAACAAAAUUUUGGAGUUGCAAUCCGAUACAUUCCAUCACAUACCGUCGUUGGAAUAUCUGGAUUUGUCUUUCAUGAAUAUGUUUGAAUAUACGUCCAUUCCAACAGUGACUCUGGAUACAGUAUUUAGACAAUUGUACGGUCUCAAGAUACAACAGACGCUAUUUAAAGACCUACCCAAUCUCAAGUACUUGGAUUUUUCCCACACAAAGUUGUCUAGAAACAGUGCAAUGGCUUUUACCCAUCUUGGCAACAAUUUGAAGUAUUUAAGUUUAUGUUACACUGGAUUUCCUAUGAUCGGCAAUGCUAUUUUAAGGAAUACAGCACUCGUGGCACUAGACUUCUCGGGAAAUGUAUUUGCUGCAUAUAACAUACUAGACGAUUCUUUCGAAGGUGUGGCAGGAACUUUGAGUGUUCUCUUUUUUGAAUUGUCAAACUUGAAAAAUAUAUCGUGGAUCCGAAGCCUCAAUAACUUGCGCAUACUCGGAUUGGCCGGCAAUAACAUAAACUCGAUAUCUUUUGAAAUGUUCAAUAACUUAACAAGUCUGGAAGUUCUAGACCUCAGCACAAACCACAUCGGCAAUUGGUAUAGCCGAGUGUUCACCAACAACGAAAAACUUCGUAUUCUCAAUCUCAGAGACAAUAAUAUCAACAUAAUUACUUCCGAAAUGCUGAAAGAUUUCAGUUUAUUAAAUUUAUUGAGUCUGGGAGACAAUAACUUUGUUUGCGACUGUCUGUUAAGGGAUUUGGUUGACGUUAGCAAUGCUAAUAGCAGAAACAUGGAUUGCGCCCAUGAAAUAAUCGAAGAAGCUCUGGAAUAUACCUGGGACAAUAUCACGGAAAACACGACAGCGGCCAACAUUGUAGCUUCGCAUACCCUGAAGAGGCUGAAUAGCAAGAGCAGCAAACGAAUAGGAAAUAAAGAACUCCAUAGCGUUUUAAAGAAGAUUAGAUAUUUAUACAAUCGGACUGAAAAAUAUCAAAGAACAUGUUCCCCUCAAUCGCCGCAAGCUGGUUCAGUUGUGAUGAGUAAGCUUAACGAUUCGUCAAUGUUGAAGUUCCAACUUUUAGAUUACAAGGAUGAAAACUACUGGUGUUUUAAUGAAACUGAAAAAUUGAGUUUUUUUGAGCUGAACUGUCACCAGCGGUCUCUUGUCGAUGAUAUAGUACGGCAACUAGAUAACCUCACCUAUUAUGUUGUUGUAAUCAUAGGAACUUUAUUGGCAGUUUCUCUCGUCGGUGUAAUAAUUUACGUAAAACGGUGGCACAUAUACUAUUACUACUCUUCCAUUAAAUCCGCUGCUUUGGUGUCGGAGACUGUCAAGGAUAGCAAUGAGAACCUUCAGUCGUCCCAUGAAAAUGGUGGCGCAAACAUGAUCUAUGACAUUUUUAUAAGUUAUUGUCAAAGCGAUCGCGAAUGGGUACUCAAUGAACUUAUGCCUAAUGUUGAGGAAAAUGACGAUAUAAAAAUUUGCUUACAUGAAAGGGAUUUUCAGAUCGGAGUCACAAUUCUCGACAAUAUAAUAUCAUGCAUGGAUAGAUCCCGAUCGUUGAUGCUUAUAAUAUCAUCUUCAUUUCUUCUAAGCCACUGGUGUCAGUUCGAAAUGCACUUGGCCCAGCGAAGGAUGUUUGAUGUAUGUCGGGACUGUUUGAUUCUUGUCUUUCUGGAAGAAAUACCACGACAUAAAAGACCAAAAAAUUUGCAGUACCUUAUGGACUUGAAGACAUAUAUAAAAUGGCCAGGUGGCAAAAAUAGUAACAAGUCGCGGCAAGAAGAAUACAAAAUAUUCUGGAAGCGUUUGAAACGUUCAAUGCAGAGAAUUGCUGCCGACACUGUCCAAUAA
Molecule: messenger RNA, 2457 nt
Organism: Musca vetustissima
Lineage: Eukaryota; Metazoa; Arthropoda; Insecta; Diptera; Muscidae
Gene: Toll-9
Product: toll-like receptor 2
Exons: 6
Coding region: 1-2457 (818 amino acids)
Biological process (GO): toll-like receptor signaling pathway; immune response; inflammatory response
Cellular component (GO): membrane
Molecular function (GO): protein binding; transmembrane signaling receptor activity
Source: RefSeq, a predicted model, not a curated record